GGUUGCAGUGAGCCAAGAUCGUGCCACUGCACUCCAGCCUGGCACCUGGCGACAGAGCAAGACUCUGUCUCAAAAAAAAAAAAAAAAAUUAAAAUAUAAAAAAGAGAAUUAUUUCAUUAUGAUGACCUAAAAGGUAUAACAAUAAGAUAACUUCAGGAUUUGGGAGAAUUUAAAGUAAAAUCAAAGAAUUUUUAAAAAUACGUAUUUUUAUAAAAAAGAAAAGAAAAAGAAUCAGAAGACAAGAUAACUAAAAAUAAGGUAACAAAUCUUUGUUACCUUAUUUUUCUUCUUUUUCUUUUAUUAUCAGCCAGCUUAAAACUUAAAAGGAGUGGAAAGUCUGAGGCCUGGUUCUGCUACCUGGUCAUUUUAAUUUUUAAAUGUCAACCUUCUCCCUGCCCCAUUCCCCACCUCUGUUUGAGUGGCUUCACCCACUGUCUCUGCAGCCCUGGGGCUGUCUCUUUCCAGGUGGUUGCCUCUCGGUCUCUCCAGCAUCUCUCUGUCCCUGUCUGGACCCUGCUGGGGGCCACAGAGCAGGCAAAGGCAGGUCUCGGAUGCCAGGUGUGGGUAGUCUUGGGUGUGCCCUGGGGCCAACUUCCUGACACUUGCCCACUGUGUGCUGCCCCCACAGGUGCCUGAGAUGCUGCCAUCGCAGAAGAAGCACUGGGAGUCCAUGGCUAAGGGGCUGGUGCUGGGCGCACUCUUCACCAGUUUCCUGCUGCUGCUGUACUCCUAUGUUGUGCCCCCGCUGCACGCCGGCCUGGCCCCCACGAGACCCCCAGAGGCUGCAGCGUCCUGCUCUCCACCCCUGGUUGAGCCAGAGGCAGUGACCCGAGCCAACAGCUCAGCGGGAGAGUGUCAGCCGCGGCACAACAUCGUGUUCUUGAAGACGCACCAGACGGCCAGCAGCACCCUCCUCAACAUACUCUUCCCGCUUCGGCCAGAGCACAGGCUCAAGUUCGCCUUCCCGAACGGCCGCAACGAUUUCGACUACCCGACCUUCUUUGCCCGCAGCCUGGUGCAGGACUACCGGCCCGGGGCUUGCUUCAUCAUCUGCAACCACAUGCGCUUCCACUACGACGAGGUGCGCGGCCUGGUGCCGCCCAACGCCACCUUCAUCACGGUGCUCCGCGACCCCGCUCGCCUGUUCGAGUCCUCCUUCAACUACUUCGGGCCGGUGGUGCCCCUCACGUGGAAGCUCUCGGGCGCUGACAAACUGGCCGAGUUCCUGCAAGACCGUCGCUACUAUGACCCCAACGGCUUCAAUGCCCACUACCUCCGAAACCUACUCUUCUUCGACCUGGGCUACGACAGCGGCCUGGACCCCCGCAGCCCGCAGGUGCAGGAGCACAUCCUGGAUGUGGAGCGCCGCU
Callithrix jacchus (white-tufted-ear marmoset) is the source of this 1370-nucleotide messenger RNA. The record is from RefSeq and is a predicted model, not a curated record. Lineage: Eukaryota; Metazoa; Chordata; Mammalia; Primates; Cebidae.